This is a messenger RNA of Xenopus tropicalis (tropical clawed frog), 3670 nucleotides long. It is a transcript of the gene impdh1, whose product is annotated as inosine monophosphate dehydrogenase 1. Lineage: Eukaryota; Metazoa; Chordata; Amphibia; Anura; Pipidae. The coding region runs from base 910 to 2430 and encodes 506 amino acids. The record is from RefSeq and is a predicted model, not a curated record. The transcript is spliced from 16 exons. Gene Ontology annotation, molecular function: catalytic activity; nucleotide binding; oxidoreductase activity. Gene Ontology annotation, cellular component: nucleus; cytoplasm. Gene Ontology annotation, biological process: purine nucleotide biosynthetic process; GMP biosynthetic process.
UGCAUGCAAGAACAAAGACUCAACUUUAUUAAACAGAUGUCAAUAAAUUGGCAAAACAUUGCAUAAUUUUCCAGUUUGGCAAAGCUUUUUAGAUUUCAAAAUCAGACUAUUGAAAUGGUUAGUAAGUUUCAACAGUCUCAGUUCAUUUUUUACUGUAUCUUGAUGGCAAUAUAAUACUAAGCAUGACUCAAUACCAAUGAACAACAAAGGCCAAACAUGCAAAUUGUUACAGCAGUGUUUUAACUAAACAAUUACUUGUCAUUUUAUAUACAUACAUAAUAGAGUAUGAGCCUUUUUGGUUUGAGGGUCAGAAUUAUUUAAAACUACAAUCUUUAAAAAUGAGACCAACUGAAUAUUCUCCAAUAGGUCAAUUUACAACAUAUUACAAGCUAUUUUAGGCCAGUAUAUAACCUGUGUCGGUUUGGCUGCUGAUAUAUUUUAGCAUAAUUUGUCUACUAAUAUACAGGGUUUAUUAUUCCCUGUAAUCCUGAGGGUUUAUUAUCAACAUAUUGCUAGCAGAGAUUUCAGAUGCAUACUGUUCUCCUGAUAUCUGUCUGCAAUCAUGUUGUUUGCAACUUUGCCGUCUGUCUGAGAAAUAUUUGCAUUUAAUAGCCCGAUCACUGUUAUUUCAAGAACAUCUUCCUGUCGUGCAGCGCUGGAAAAAAUCCGUGGGCUAGUGGGUAAUGGUAGGUGGAGCUAGAAAUGCAUGUAGUUGGAGGAAAUGCAUAGCUUGCCAUCAGAAGCGAGAAGUGUUGGCGCAGCAUGGCAGACUAUCUUAUAAGUGGGGGCACUGGCUAUGUUCCUGAGGAUGGACUCACUGCCCAGCACCUGUUUGCUAACUCAGAUGGUCUCACCUACAAAUACAAAUAAAUAAGUAUAACUUUGGGUUGCCUGCAUGUUGUGACGAUUAUGGAGCAGGAGGAUAGAGCCAGCAGUGAGGUUUCGUGUUCGUCGAGAACCAUUUUACAAAAGAUUCCAGAAUGUGACUUCUUGAUUCUUCCAGGAUUCAUUGACUUCACUGCAGAUGAAGUGGAUCUAACUUCUGCUUUGACUCGCAAAAUUACAUUGAAAACUCCUUUGAUCUCCUCUCCCAUGGACACUGUUACAGAAUCAGACAUGGCAAUUGCAAUGGCGUUGAUGGGAGGCAUUGGAAUUAUACAUCACAACUGCACUCCAGAGUUUCAGGCUAAUGAAGUUCGCAAAGUGAAGAAGUUCGAGCAAGGAUUUAUCACUGACCCAGUGGUUAUGAGCCUCAAUCAUACUGUAGGUGAUGUAUUUGAAGCUAAAAAUCGUCAUGGCUUUUCUGGGAUUCCAGUGACAGAAACAGGAAAGAUGGGGAGCAAGCUGGUGGGCAUUGUCACCUCACGGGAUAUCGACUUCUUGACAGAAAAGGACUACUCCACGUAUUUGAGUGAGGUUAUGACCAAACGUGAUGAACUGGUUGUCGCUCCUGCAGGAGUCACACUUAAAGAAGCUAAUGAGAUCCUUCAGCGAAGUAAGAAAGGGAAGCUUCCAAUUGUAAAUGACAGUGAUGAGCUGGUUGCCAUAAUUGCAAGGACUGACCUGAAGAAAAACAGAGACUACCCAUUGGCUUCAAAGGACUGUAGAAAACAGUUGCUGUGUGGGGCAGCCAUUGGGACAAGAGAAGAUGACAAAUACCGACUAGAUUUGCUCACACAAGCUGGUGUGGAUGUCGUUGUUCUUGACUCCUCCCAGGGGAAUUCUGUCUAUCAGAUAAAUAUGAUCCACUACAUUAAACAAAAAUACCCUGAGCUGCAAGUGGUUGGUGGAAAUGUGGUGACAGCAGCACAAGCUAAAAAUCUGAUAGAUGCUGGUGUGGAUGCUCUGCGUGUAGGAAUGGGCUGUGGAUCCAUAUGCAUAACACAAGAAGUUAUGGCUUGUGGCAGGCCUCAAGGAACAGCAGUAUACAAAGUGGCAGAGUAUGCUCGACGGUUUGGUGUUCCAGUCAUAGCUGAUGGAGGUAUCCAGACAGUGGGACAUGUGGUGAAAGCUUUAGCUCUUGGUGCAUCUACAGUAAUGAUGGGCUCCUUAUUGGCUGCCACUACAGAGGCUCCAGGUGAAUAUUUCUUCUCUGAUGGCGUGAGACUCAAAAAGUACAGAGGCAUGGGCUCACUGGAUGCCAUGGAAAAGAACACAAGCAGCCAGAAAAGAUACUUCAGCGAAGGUGAUAAAGUGAAAGUGGCCCAAGGUGUUUCUGGUUCUAUUCAGGAUAAAGGAUCCAUACAUAAAUUUGUACCAUACCUAAUCGCAGGUAUUCAGCACGGCUGCCAAGACAUAGGGGCUAAGAGCCUUUCCAUCCUCCGCUCCAUGAUGUAUUCAGGUGAACUCAAGUUAGAAAAGAGGACCAUGUCUGCCCAAGUAGAAGGAGGAGUCCAUGGUCUUCAUUCAUAUGAGAAGCGUCUGUACUGAGCCCAGCAGGCGUAACCAUCGACAGUCAACUCCCAACAUUCCCAGUCUGGUGCAAGCCAAAUCUCCUAAGCAUUGAAGAACCCACUUAUGUACUGAGCAAUUGGCUCCACCUCCUCCCUGUCCCAAAUAAUGCAGGAAAUUCAGCUCGGCAAUGUUUACUGACUCACCACAUGGCAUGUAUUUGCACUACAGAAACUUUUCCAUGGGGUGUGUGAAAGACUUCAAGGGUUGAGAACACUGUUACUACUAGCAUCCAAGCAAUGUUAUUUGUGAUUGUGAUAAACAAGCUUGAUUAAACAUAUUUAUUGAAACAGAGCUUUUUGUUGACCUUGGUUAUGCCUACAGCCCAUUUGCAGGCACAUGGCUUUACCAACAAACAAAGGGUUACACAGUGGAUUGCAAUAAUGUAUUUUCAUUCUCUCGCGCCACAUCCUUUAAAAUACAUAAAGAUGGACAGUAAACAGUCUUUUUGAUAAAUGUGCUAUUUGUGAAUAAUCCGUAACAUUCUCCUGGUAUAGAAAUCAAUCAAAUUUGACGUAUUCUUUUAUUUGCUCUAAUGAACAGAAUAUCGGCCAAGCUGAGCAGCAAUACACCAAAUGAACUAGUUUUACUGUGCUGUCAGACCUGUGUUUAUUUGUCUUGGUUAAAGAUUACUUCUUUUACUUGGACUUUUCCUCCAUCAUAAUGCCUUCUCAGUGUCUGAAGUACUUACUGUAGUAUCUUGUACCUUGUAGGAUUGCUCCAUAUUAUAUUCAGACUUGGGCUUGAUGUGAUCCAAUACAGUUAUCAGUAGCUUUGUAAAAUUGCUUCUCAGUAUGCUGGCUGUUGGGUAAAGAUAGCUGCUGUCCUAAUGAGCACUAGCUAGCCCAUUUACACAAUAAGCCACAGAGAUCGUUUAUUUUAUUCAUUGGUACCUAUGUGUACUGAUUUAUGCUUCUUUUUCACUAGUAUGCAAAAGCCACUUCUGCUUGAACACACCAAAGCUGAGCCUAAAUGUAGUAGUAUAUCUAAUGUUUACAAAGAUUUGCUGAUGUCUGUUCUGGAAACACACUUUCCAUGCUGUUUUUUUUUUCUCUCAUUAGGCCUAAGACAUUUCAAAGUUAUUAUAAUCUCUUGUGUUUGAGCCUCUCAAACACCACAGUCGCAAAUCUGAUUCAUUGUAAGUGGUCAGUGAUCAUUCAUUGAAAGUGUCAGUUUGGAUCUUGUACAGAGGUUAAUAAAGUUUUGAUGUUUACCCAAA